Haliaeetus leucocephalus (bald eagle) is the source of this 1088-nucleotide messenger RNA. It is a transcript of the gene PLAC8, whose product is annotated as placenta-specific 8. The record is from RefSeq and is a predicted model, not a curated record. Gene Ontology annotation, biological process: positive regulation of transcription by RNA polymerase II. The coding region runs from base 94 to 438 and encodes 114 amino acids. NCBI's taxonomy places the organism in Eukaryota, Metazoa, Chordata, Aves, Accipitriformes, Accipitridae. The transcript is spliced from 5 exons.
UCUUCCCCAGAGCCUCUCUGUGCAGGACCCUGGCAAGCAAGGAAGACUGACUGCACUGACACAGGCUGCUCACCAGAAGAAGAGCAACUAGGAAUGGCCACCCCAUCUGUUGUGACGAUCCAGCCGCAGUUCAGCAUGGCUGCGCCCGUUGUCUCUAGCAGCAUGUGGCAGACAGGGCUGAUGGACUGCUGCAGCGACUGCAGCGUCUGCUGCUGUGGGGCAUUCUGCUUCCCCUGCCUCGCCUGCCAAGUGGCUGGGGACAUGAACGAGUGUUGCCUGUGCGGGACCAGUGUGGCCAUGAGGACCCUCUACCGCACCAGAUACAACAUCCCGGGGUCCAUUUGCUCUGACUUCUGUGUCACUCUGUGCUGCCCCCUGUGCUCUGUUUGCCAAAUUAAGAGAGACAUCAACCGGAGGAAGGAGCUACGCAUAUUCUGAUGCUGCCAUCCUCGCUGUACCCUGCAGAGCUGCUGCGGGCAGGAGUUGCUGCUACCCUGGCUAUUGCAAAAUACACCAUGGGGCGUUUGCCUAGAUUAUGGUUGAUUCUCCCUUCCUUGAGUAAUCUCAUGAGUAAACAGCAGAGUUUGCCUUCCUGCCUCCGUGUGUGUAACUCUUGCACCACCUGAGAGCACCCAUCCUUCUCCCUCUCUGUCCAUCUCAGCAGCCCCUGGUGCAGCUGAGAUUUCCCUGUGGCCGCUGCAGAGAAAGAUUUUUCACUAGUAUUUUGUUAUUUGCUCAGCUUUUAGAAAGCUUUUAAAUAUACAUAGGAGGAGUUGGUGUUGCUCAUCCAAGUUGUAAAAUUUGGAAAAGUGACUUCUGCUCCUGAUGUAAGAAAUUAUGUACUUCACAAGUGAUGUACUUAAGGAGUGAUGUACUUAAGAAGACCACAAAGGUCUUGUGAAAUAAGAUAUCCUCUGUAUACACAAGGCAUGCCUUGGUAACGACUGUGCCCCUGAAGAAGAAAUAAAAGACUGAUAAGAAGGGAACAUCCUACCCCAGGAGGCGCUGAAAAGUUGAAAAAUUGCUAAUAGGCACAAAGUCAGCAAAAAUCUUUGAUAACCGGAGGAAAUGUAAAGGUGGCAGGGUGA